AUGAAAUAAUAAGUAAUAAAUUAAUUAAUAAUAAAAGCAAAAACUGAAAAAAAAAUGAGCUAAAUUAACAAAGAAAGAAAAAAAAACGCAAGCAGAAUAAUAAAAAUAAAAAUAAAUUAAAUAAAAGUUUAUAAAGAAAUAAAUAAAUUAAAAGAGCUAAUUAUAUCGUAUAAAAUCUAUUUUUUAUAAAAGAAUAUCAUAAUCCAAAACAAAUAAACUGUUUAUACUCAAGAUCAAGUGUCAAAUAAGAAAGAUUAGGGCACUUUACUAAACCAGAGCCUAAGCCUGAUGCACCCUCUGCACCAAUUUAAUUAUACCUGA
Molecule: messenger RNA, 321 nt
Organism: Tetrahymena thermophila SB210
Lineage: Eukaryota; Ciliophora; Oligohymenophorea; Hymenostomatida; Tetrahymenidae
Exons: 1
Source: RefSeq, a predicted model, not a curated record